AUGUUUGGCCUCAUCAUCUCCGGUCGACCUGUUGACGCACAGCCUCAAGCAAUAACAGAAGCCCAAUAUGCCUUCAAGAUCCCACCGGCACCAGCUUUCAGCCAUAUAGUCGUAUUUCUACUGCCUGGACUCAUUCUCCCAGAGGGCACUGCAGCUACGGUAUACGUUCAAAUCCCUCCAUCUCAAGAGUUCAAGCUUUUGGGUGGCAUCGGACCUGGGAAAGAAAGCGCAAUCUUUAAAGUAUCUGGUCCGAGGUCUGGGAAUCUAGACGAGAACGCCAUGAUCGACGACCCGACCGCGCAAGCCGCUGGGAAUGCUGCAGGUGGAGAAAUCGUGGUUGGUGUCUCUAUCGAGCCCAUUCCACAAGUCGAGGCUCAGCUUGCAACGUUGAAAAGUGGUGGCCAGCCCGCAGGCGCAGCGAAUGUUUCCACGGCCAUGGUACGCGUGGCCAACACGCCUCCUGCAACAGUCGCCACGAAAGUCCUUGCGCAGCGCAUUAUUGGGAACGCCUUCAAUUUUCUCGCCAGUUUUGGAAGCGACACUAUUCCUCUCAAAGCUUUCCAAGCUUGGUGGGAGAAAUUCGAGAAGAAAGUAGAGCUUGAUCCGAGCUUUUUGGAGAGGGAGGACUAG
Pseudocercospora fijiensis CIRAD86 is the source of this 630-nucleotide messenger RNA. RefSeq lists its product as uncharacterized. Gene Ontology annotation, molecular function: nuclear import signal receptor activity. The record is from RefSeq and is a predicted model, not a curated record. Gene Ontology annotation, biological process: protein import into nucleus. Gene Ontology annotation, cellular component: nucleus; cytosol. Lineage: Eukaryota; Fungi; Ascomycota; Dothideomycetes; Mycosphaerellales; Mycosphaerellaceae. The transcript has a single exon. The coding region runs from base 1 to 630 and encodes 209 amino acids.